AAGGUGGGAACUGAAGGGUGGGGGUCUGGCCUCGGGGACUGACCGAGCAGGAUCUGGAGCAGCCCCCCACGGCUCCCGGAGUCUGUGGCCAGAGGCCCUCCCUGCGCCUCCAUUCUCCAGGAUGAGCACGGCUGGGAUCUCCAAGUGCCUCGGGGGCUCCAGGACUCCUGGGCGGAGUGGCCCGAGGCUCAGAGGCCCACUCCUGCGGUCUUGGGUGUGGAUCCUGCCCUCCCUCUAGAGGACACGCGCCUUUGGGCCUCCCUCUCAGAUGGGGGGCCGCUUCCCUGUGGCCCCCCUCGGGACCUCGGGCCUCGGACUCUUGCCGGGGACGAGGAGGGGCCUCCGGACCUCGGCUCCCCCCCCAUCUCAGCUCUGCCCAGCUCCCUCCUCCCCUAACCCCGCCUCUUGGGGCUCUCACCCCGGAACCUGUCGGACCGGUUCCCUUGGGGCUCCCCGCCCCCCGCAGCCAGCCUGGGCCAUGGCCGCUGCCUCCUCUUCCUCCGCCCCGUGCCCCGGGCCUCCUCCGGGGGCUGCAGGCUCCCUGGCUCCGGCCCCCCGGACCUCGGCCGCCUCUUCGGGCCUCGGCCGCUGCCGGGCGGCCCUGCUGCUGGCCGUGGGCCUGGACGUGGCGGGGAUGGUGGCCCUGCUAACGGGCGUCUUCGCGCACCUGCAGGUGCAGGGCCGGGACUUCGGGGACCUGCUCAUCUACACGGGCGCCCUCAUGGUCUUCCUCAGCCUGCUGGGCUGGAUCUUCUGGUACACGGGCAACAUCGAGAUCUCCCGCCAGGAGCUCGAGCGCGACUACGGCCGCAGGCCCAGCACCCUGGCCCGCCUGGCCCGCAAGCUGUCCCGGCGCUGGUCCGCCCAGCCCGGCCCAGGCGCCCGCAGGGCUCGCGGCACCCCCAAGCGCCAGCCCCAGCCCUCCCGCAGGGUGCGCCUGCAGCUGGGCCCUCUGGAGGCCUCCGGAGCCGGGAUGGAGUGAGGAGCAGCCCAGCAGGUGCCCUGCCUCAUCGGGACAGCGCGGCAGAGCCAGAGAAGAGCCCCUUUCCCCUCCUUCCCCACCAGCUGACCUCCGGAUAAACACUCCCACCUUGA
Messenger RNA from Monodelphis domestica (gray short-tailed opossum), 1095 nucleotides. RefSeq names its product transmembrane protein 238 (gene TMEM238). The record is from RefSeq and is a predicted model, not a curated record. NCBI's taxonomy places the organism in Eukaryota, Metazoa, Chordata, Mammalia, Didelphimorphia, Didelphidae.